Yamadazyma tenuis ATCC 10573 is the source of this 2685-nucleotide messenger RNA. RefSeq lists its product as uncharacterized. Lineage: Eukaryota; Fungi; Ascomycota; Pichiomycetes; Serinales; Debaryomycetaceae. The record is from RefSeq and is a predicted model, not a curated record. Gene Ontology annotation, cellular component: nucleus; cytosol; RISC complex. Gene Ontology annotation, biological process: regulatory ncRNA-mediated gene silencing; mRNA catabolic process. Gene Ontology annotation, molecular function: nuclease activity; RNA binding.
AUGAGUCAGGUGUUUGUAGCUAAAGUCAAAAAUGUGUUAAACGGUGACACCAUUGUUCUUGUGCCAUCCAAGACCACACAAGUGCCUGCUCCUGAAAGGGUUUUAACCUUAUCCUACGUGAGAUCAAACGACUCGUUUGAAUCGAGAGAAUUCGUCAGACAGUUGUUAAUAGGAAAAGACGUAAAGUUUAAGGUGGAGUAUAAAAACCCAACUACUGGAAGAGAGUUUGGCGAUGUUCAAGCUCCUAUCUUCAAGUCUCUUGCUGCAUAUUUGGUUGAAAGAGGUAUUGUGAAGUUGAAGGAUAAUAUCAACGAAGACUCUGAAUUUAUUGAAAACCUUAGAGCAUUGGAGGAAAAGGCCAAGACCAAAAACGAAGGAUUGUGGGAUUCAUCGGUCAAGCCUAUUGAAGUUGUAGCCAUUGAUGAAGCGAUCAUCGAAAAGUCCCAGAAAAACCCAAUAACCACUAUUGUGGAAAGAGUCAUUUCUGGUGACAGAGUUAUUGGAAGAAUCAUUGUCAACAAGCACCAACAUGUUUCUACUCCAUUGUUGUUAGCUGGUCUCAAGUGUCCAAGAACGGACGAUGCUUCUCAAUCUAAAUUGUUGACUACUACUGCUCAACAAGCCAAGCUGUUUGUGGAAGACAAAUUCUUGACCACAAAAGCAGUUUUGAAGGUCAAAAUCGUCGGUGAGAACCAAGCUGGUUUGCCAGUGGCCUUAUUUGAGCAUCCUUCUGGUAACAAUAUCCACGAGAAGUUAUUGGAGAACGGACUUGCUGAAGUUGUUGAUUGGCAAUCAACUUUGAUUGGCUCCAGUACUAUGUCGGGGUUGAGAAAAGCUGAACAAACUGCUAAGGCAUUGGGAAAGGGCAUGUAUGCUACCGCUAAACCAUCGGGAACUUCUUCCACUGGUGCUUUGAGUGGUAAGAUCUCUACCAAGCACUUGAGACCAGGUUUAACUAUUGAUGGUGUCACCAUCACCAGAGUUGUUCAGGCCGAUACUUUGAACAUCAGAAUACCAUCUGGAGAAGAGAUCACCGUUCAAUUGGCGUCUGUGAGAGCCCCAAAGCCUAACGAUUCCACUGUGACUUCCAAUAAACAACUCCAACUUGCCAUUGCCAAUAGUGCAAGAGAAUUCGUUAGACAAUAUGCAGCUGGAAAGUCGGCUACCGUGUACAUCGAUGGUUUCAGAAACGCAAACAAAGAGUUGGGUUUUGACUCCAGAUUUUUAGUUAGUGUCAAGAUUGGCAAAACUGAUUUGAGUGAAUUAAUACUUGAAAAUGGUUGGGCCGGAGUUAUCAAGCAUAAUAAGCAAACAUUGGAUGAAAGAUCUUUGAACUGGGAUAAGUUGGUUGAGAUCGAGGAAGAGCAGAAAAGAUUGGGGAAGAAUGGUGUCUAUUAUAAAGGGGAUAUCAGUAAGAUUGUUACUGUCGGUACAAGAAUUGUUGAUGCUUCGGAAAAUUCUGCCAGGGCCAAAUCUUUCUUUGGUGGUUUUAAGCAAAAGGGUAGAAUUGGUGGUGGUUACCAUGUUGAGUUUGUUCCAUCUACAAGUAAAGUUCGGUUAUUCAACCCUAAGGAAGGUCUUAAAUUGACGUUGAUUUUGGGAGGAUUAUCUAACCAGAAAAAUGAAGUUUCUGAAGAAGGUUUGAAGUAUUUGAACUCCAAAGUUCUCCAGAAAAAUAUUGAAUUUGAGGUCUACGACAUGGACAAAAUUGGUGGAUUCAUUGGUAACCUUUUCUUAAACAGCAGCAGCUUAAAACCAUUCCAGGUCAAUUUGUUAGAACAAGGAUAUGUUCAAACCCAUGAUAUCGCUGUUGGUUUCAACUCUUUUGAAAAAGAUUUAGUGACAGCUGAGGAUUCUGCAAAGAGCUCCAAGAAAGGAUUGUGGGCACAUGAACGUGUUGAUCAAAUUGCCCAAGACUUUUCAAAGGUACAACUUGAAGUAAAGCCAAUUUUCAGGGAUAUUGAGGUAACUUAUGUUGAUUCCACCGGGGUUAUCUAUUUUCAAAACUUAGAUGCUGCCGUGAAAAGCAAGUUCAAUCUGUUCAAACAAGAAUUUGAUGAAUUCCACCAACAGAUUCCAAGUGCCACGAGUGUUUCCUCAGACUUACCAUUCAACUUGACGAAAGCUCCAAAGAAGAAUGAAUACGUUUCUAUCAAAUUGGAGGAUAACAACAAGUACUACAGAGGUAAGGUCUUGGGUUACAACAAAGCAACCGGACUCUAUGAGGUUAAGCACAUUGACUAUGGCAAUGUCGAUGAAGUUCCAUUAUCUUCAUUGAGAGCUUUACCUCUUUUCUACUCCGUGGGUGCUAUUCCAGCAUUUAGUAACUCCUGUAAGUUACAGUAUGUUGAAUUGGCACCUUCUAAACCUGUUGACUAUUUAACAGAAUCAUUGAACUUACUUGAUGAGUUAACGUUCGAGAAGAAACUUGUUAUCUCAGGCUUACCAUCAAAGACUACCGGUGUUGACUACGACGUUAUCUUGUACGAUUCCGAAGCAUCUUUGAAAGACCCAACUCAUACUCUUAACAAACAGAUGGUCAAAAAAGGGUUAGCGAUUGUUGAUGAAAAACAAAAAUCGACCAAUGAGAUCUUUGCCCAAUUAAAAGCAGCUCAAACAGCAGCCAUCAAUGCCCAUAAAGGUUGUUGGGAAUAUGGUGAAGUAGCAUUUGAAGAAGAAGAUUAG